UCUCUCUCUCUCUCUCUCUCUCUCUCUCAUAUUAGUCUCCGUCCCGCUCUCAUCGGUGUUAACAGUCCCGGGCGAUCUCUCUCCUCCCCCUGAUGAACGACUCCCAUCGCACGACCCAAUCGACGGCUCUGAUCCCAACCCCGGCCCUCCGAACCCCCAUCUCCGCCGUCCAUCGCCUUCUUCUCCUUCCUCCUCCUCGCGUCUAGGGUUUGGGACGCAUCUCGGGGGAGGGCUCCAUGGCGGAGUUCGCGGCCCCGGGCACGCCCGAUAGCGGCCACUCCGGCGACCUCGGCGGGAUCCGGGAGCACGACCGGUUCCUCCCGAUCGCCAACAUCGGGCGCAUCAUGAGGAAGGCGAUCCCGGAGAACGGGAAGAUAUCCAAGGACGCUAAGGAAUCCAUCCAGGAGUGCGUCUCCGAGUUCAUCAGCUUCGUCACCAGCGAGGCCAGCGACAAGUGCCAAAGGGAGAAGAGGAAGACGAUCAAUGGCGACGACCUGCUCUGGGCGAUGGGGACGCUAGGGUUUGAGGAUUACGUCGAACCCCUCAAGCUCUAUUUGCAGCUCUAUAGAGAAAUGGAGGGGGACAGCAAGGGUUCACGCCCUGCCGAUCAAUCAGGAAAGAAAGAAGGUGUAAUUAAUGGUGACCCUGGGGCUUCGUUGUAUAUUUUCCUGGAGGGACAGGUCUUUAGUAGGAAGAUGGUGAUGUGUUGAAGAGACUAGGAAGAUAGCGAUAUGUUCAGGAGACGAGCCACAUAACAUGUGGAGGGGCAGUGAACCUUUCCAUUGCCUAGGCUAAAAGUGAUGUUUAACCGGUUUUGACAGGUGCUCUUAGCAUCUUGUUGCAGAAUUAGAGUCUGCAAGUUCUGGCUUAUCUUUGAAAGGAAAUUGGUCUUUAGAAGGACUUGUAUUUGACACCAAUCAACUGGGACGGUAAUCCUGGUUUUAGUUCCAAUGUCGUAGAUUUGCUGGGAAUUUUAUUCUUCAGCAAUUUUGAAAUUUCAGGACCACACAAUCCAAUACUGCUUAAGGUU
Ananas comosus (pineapple) is the source of this 1030-nucleotide messenger RNA. RefSeq names its product nuclear transcription factor Y subunit B-4-like. Gene Ontology annotation, cellular component: CCAAT-binding factor complex; nucleus. The record is from RefSeq and is a predicted model, not a curated record. Lineage: Eukaryota; Viridiplantae; Streptophyta; Magnoliopsida; Poales; Bromeliaceae. Gene Ontology annotation, molecular function: DNA-binding transcription activator activity, RNA polymerase II-specific; protein heterodimerization activity; RNA polymerase II cis-regulatory region sequence-specific DNA binding. Gene Ontology annotation, biological process: regulation of transcription by RNA polymerase II.